CUUUGUCUUGGCCCCGCCUCCCUCUCUGGUUGUCAUAGUGAGGCGGUAUACAUUGAGACUCUAGGAUCCAAGGGCUGGAAACUGUUGGAAGCAGUCGCCAUGGAGUACACGGGGAGCAAAUUUGUCGGGGAAUAUGUAGAUAGGAGGAUGGAGGGCAAUGCCGAAUACAUCCUCCCUACUGAAACAAGAUAUGUUGGGGAGAUGAAGGACGGCAUGUUUCACGGCAAAGGAACCCUGUACUUCCCCAGCGGGAGCCGAUACGAUGCCAUGUGGGAGAAGGGACUGGCUGUAAAGGGCACGUAUACUUUCAAAGAUGGGCUGCAGUAUGAUGCGGAACACUGGCAUUACUGCGACAGCUAUGACCGGAGAUUUUACACUGAGAUCUGCUAUGGCUUGAAGCCUUCAGUUAUCUGUCAACUCACUAAUAUGGACCCACCCAGAAAGAUCCCCAAAGGCUGUUAUGAUUGUGGAGAUGGCUUCUACAACCCGGUCACAAGGAUCAUCAGGGACUACAAGAGCCACUUUCUGAGAAAUGCAGAUGAUGAUGAGCACGAGUGGAUCAUCCGGACGUGUCGGAAGGGUGAGGACAAGAUCGUGAGUCCCAAGCCCAAGCUGUGAACCCUAUGGCCACUUCCACCAGAGGUUUCCAUCUGCCCUGCUGGCACUGGCUGGCUUGGUUCUAGUUUUGACAGAAGAAUAAAGCCUUCAUACACUCA
Messenger RNA from Heterocephalus glaber (naked mole-rat), 716 nucleotides. RefSeq names its product MORN repeat containing 5 (gene Morn5). NCBI's taxonomy places the organism in Eukaryota, Metazoa, Chordata, Mammalia, Rodentia, Bathyergidae. The record is from RefSeq and is a predicted model, not a curated record.